GGUGGCUACAAUCAGUUCUAUAAUAAAUACAUCACCGUCAUCCUGCGGUCAUUUGGUUCCAAAUACACAAAUGAGGAUUGUAAGCACGGGAGAUGACACUUUUGGCAGAAAUUUAGGUCCGCAUGAAGUGGGAGAAAUAUAUAUACGGGGCCCACAAGUAAUGAAAGGGUAUUACAAAAAUCCCAAGGCAACAGCAAAUACUAUGGAUGGAGAUUGGUACAAGACUGAUGAUUUAGGGCAUUAUACUGAAGAUGGUACAUUGUAUUUGCAAGGACGAUUGAAGGAAUUGAUAAAAGUAAAAGGAUAUCAAGUUGCACCCACUGAACUUGAAGAAGUAAUUCGUUAUUACGAUAAUGUAAAAGAUGUCGCCGUCAUUGGUGUGACACACGAGAAUUAUGGCGAAAUUCCAAAAGCUUUUGUAGUUCCUAAGUCGGGAGUCAAAAUUAAUGAGAACGAACUCAAAGAAUUUGUCGCUAAACAUGUAGCCAAGUAUAAACAAUUAGGAUAUGUACAAGUUAUAGAAAAUAUUCCGAAAUCUGCAUCCGGAAAAAUUCUUCGAAAAGAACUUGAAAAUUUAUAACAUAUUCUUCAAAUAUCGAGUUUCAUACUCGAAUUGAUGUCAAGAAAUUUACGACUAAAUACUAAGUAAACAUCGAUUUAUACAUGCAUUGUAUCUGCAUCGUGGUUAAAAUUAUGUUUAAUAUUAACAAAAAUGUUUAUUAUAACAAAAAGUGACUAUCUUUCUAUCCAUACAAGACACGGUUGUUUAUUUACAGGAUAAUUUAAAACAAAAUUAUU
This is a messenger RNA of Trachymyrmex cornetzi, 798 nucleotides long. Its product is annotated as 4-coumarate--CoA ligase-like 5. Gene Ontology annotation, biological process: fatty-acyl-CoA biosynthetic process; long-chain fatty acid metabolic process. Lineage: Eukaryota; Metazoa; Arthropoda; Insecta; Hymenoptera; Formicidae. The record is from RefSeq and is a predicted model, not a curated record. The transcript is spliced from 2 exons. Gene Ontology annotation, molecular function: long-chain fatty acid-CoA ligase activity. Bases 71 to 580 code for a protein of 169 amino acids.